Aphidius gifuensis is the source of this 1268-nucleotide messenger RNA. RefSeq lists its product as uncharacterized. NCBI's taxonomy places the organism in Eukaryota, Metazoa, Arthropoda, Insecta, Hymenoptera, Braconidae. The transcript is spliced from 2 exons. The coding region runs from base 23 to 1108 and encodes 361 amino acids. The record is from RefSeq and is a predicted model, not a curated record.
UUUACUUAAUAUUAUUUUAAUAAUGGCAAGUAAAUGGAGUAUAAUAAAAAAAAUAUUCAUAUUAUUCUGUAUUAUUGGAAUAAUCGAAACAAAUAUGAUUAAAAAAAAGAAAUAUAAAAAAAAUUUUAAAAAUAAAAAGCUCGAUUCAAUUGGAAGACGUCAACAAGCUUCAGAAGAAAUUCAUCAAGAAUCAUCAAAUGAAUGGCCAGUUGAUUUAGUAAACAACAAUGAGAAUGAGACAAUGGCAUGUGCAAUGAGUCUAGUUGAUCAACAACAAGAAGUAUGUGAAAUUGUUUAUCAAAUAAAUCAAUUAAAUGAUUUACUACCUCAUCUUCAUGAUUUAUUAUUAAAACGUUUGGGUGAUCGUAAAAUAGUAUUUACAAUUUACGUAAAUAAAUCAUCAUCAACUGUUGAAAUGUUAGCUGAUGCAGGAAAAGCAUUAUUUCGUAGUAUUGGAAAAUUCAUAAGAUUCCUUGGCUAUGUUGAAAAGCUAUUCAACUCAGCAAUUGGUACAACUGAAACAAUAGAUAUAAAUAAAUCACGACGUAGUUUUUUUUCUUCACCAAAUGAAAGUGGUUUUCUUGGUGAAAUAAUAAAUACUGGAACAGUUGAUGAAGAUGAAAUACAAAUGAAUAUUAAAAAAGCAUGGUCACGUAAAUGUUCAAUGGAUUUAAUAAAAUUAAAUAAUAAUACUUGUGAUAUUAUAACGAGAAUAAAUAAACUUGAUAAUUUAUUAAAAAAUACAAUAAUGGAAUUUAUAAAUACUGACUCAAUGGAUAUACCAGUACAAUUAAGUUCAGAUAAAUUAAGUUUAAAUGAUUUUUUCGAUUCUUAUCAUAUGGCAUUGUUAAAUGCUAAAGAUAAUGAUGGUAGAAAAAAAUUUGAAUAUAAUGAAAAAUUUUAUAAUGGUAAAAGAGUAUUAAUAAAUAAUAAAAAAGAAAAAAUUAAUGAAAUAUUUCAAACAUCUGAUUAUAAAAUUGAAUUUAUUGAAAUGAAAAAUAAAAAAAAUCAUAAAAAAAUAUCAAUGAGAAAAAAUUUUAAUCGUAAUAAAAUUAAUAAAAAUAUUGGAAGUUUGCUGAAAAAAAAAAAAAAUAAUGGUAAAUUUUAAUAAUAUAACAAAAAAAAAAAUUAAUAAUAAAAAAUGAAAAAUAAAAUUUUAAUAAAUAGAAAAAAAAAAACAAUUUAUACAUUUAUUUAUUUGUUGUUAUUAUUUAUUUUUAUUUAUAGAUAUGAUGAAAUUAAAAACUGGUGAUACAAGUAAAAAAAAA